Messenger RNA from Bacillus rossius redtenbacheri, 12636 nucleotides. Its product is annotated as serine/threonine-protein phosphatase CPPED1-like. The transcript is spliced from 7 exons. The record is from RefSeq and is a predicted model, not a curated record. NCBI's taxonomy places the organism in Eukaryota, Metazoa, Arthropoda, Insecta, Phasmatodea, Bacillidae. The coding region runs from base 217 to 1131 and encodes 304 amino acids. Gene Ontology annotation, molecular function: hydrolase activity.
GGUAAUGUUUACACGAAACUGGCAAGUGCGCAACGAGCAUACGUGCGCCCUUUUGAUAAUUUUUUUUUGUUAUUGUUAAACUUUGCCAUUUUAUAAAGCGGUUGGAAGUUCGCAUAGUUAAUUAUAUAUAGUUACGGUAGGCUAUGUUAAACAAAAUGUAUUCACAUAUUUUGUACAACGUACAUUUAAAUUUCAAAAAGAUAGUUUAUUGCUGACAUGACAGAAAUUCCGUGGAAAACCUACACUGAGAAUCAGAAGUUUUCAUGUUUUGAUGAAAGCACGGAGAAGGACUGGAACGGCAACUUCUACUUCGUCCAGACGGCCGACAUCCAGUUUGGCCUGAUCCAGCGCUACCUGGAGAACAACCCGCAGCCGGGCUGGGCCAAGGAGACCGCGUUGGCGGAGCUGGCCGUCGAGAAGGUCAACAGGAUGAGACCGCGGCCCCGCUUCAUGGUGAUGUGUGGCGACCUGUGUGACGCGUUCCCAGAGCAGCAGCCAGAACUCCGUGAGCAACAAGAGAAGGAGUUCAAGAGGAUAUUCAGCAAGCUACACCAAGACAUCCCGCUGGUUUGUGUGUGCGGCAAUCAUGACGUUGGGGACGAGCCAACGGCUAAAAGUGUCCAGGCGUAUCGCAAUUCAUUUGGUGAUGACUACUUUACAUUUUGGUGUGGUGGUAUUUUCUUCAUUGUGAUAAAUUCACAAUUCCUCUGGGACAGUAGCAAGGUUCAAGACAUAGCCCAGGAACAUGAGGAAUGGCUUAAUUGUGUACUAGCAGAAGCUAAGAAAAAUAAGGUGAAGCGAGCGAUGGUUUUCCAGCACAUACCUUGGUUUCUGUAUAGCCCUGAUGAAAACGAAUCAAACUAUUUCUGCCUGAACUUGGAAACACGUAUGAAAUGGAUGGACAAAUUGAGGGAGGCGGGUGUUCAGUACACCUUCUGCGGACACUACCACCAGAACGCCGGCGGGGCGUACAAGGACCUGAGAGUGGUCACCACGUCGGCGAUGGGCGGCCAGCUGGGGAAGGACAGCCCGGGCGUGAGAGUGGUGCGCGUGCAAGAGAGGACGGUGGACCACGUCUACUACAGCCUGGAGAACAUCCCCUCCGUCAUCCAGGUGGACCAGCCCGAGUGAACGGCGCUGCACCCGUUGGCUUCCGAUCAGGUCCGCUCGUGUGCCCACAGAAAGCUUAUGAUUAUCUGUGUUGGUUGGUUGCCAAGGGGAUAAGUCAUAUAUUGGUUACUGAUGGACCCGUGCCACCAGGCAUUCCUAGAGACAAGAAUGUAUGACUAUUUUCGUUUUUAAAACGAGAGUUUUUCGUGUUAUUGUUUUUAUAUUUUAUGAACUCUGUUUAUCAUAAACAUAGCACAUUUAUCAAUGAAACUUGCUUCACCAAAACAGUGUUGAUGGUUGACCAGUAGUGUAGCCAGGAUUUGUGUCUGGGGGGGGGGGGGGGUGUUCAAGAAGCUUGGUUUCCCCCCUGUUAAGGGGCCCGCCUACCCGGGCACACAUACGGUGUGCAGAGCUUCAGGAAAAACAACGCGAUUUCAAAACUACUCAAGAUAUCGGAGUGGGACCUAUUUACGAAUAGCAUUUAAGCGUUCGCUGAGGACCGAAAAGUACUUUUAAUUUCAGAUUAAGUUUUUAAACUGUAUUUUUAUAAGCGUUAAAAUGCCUAAAACGCGUGUUUUCAGUGUAAUUUUUAGGCAUAAAACAAUCAGUACAGAUUCUUGAAAGCACUUAAGGGGCUUGCAUAACAACUUUAUCUUCAUUUCUCCGCCAUAUAAUGUUACGGUCACCGCUCAAAUUUCACAGUUAUCCUGUGACGAUGAGACGAAUGCGCGCCAGUUCAGAGACUUGCGCUUAGAGGCUAUACCGCGCUAGAAGCACCAGCGAGCGUCGCGCUUAUCAUCCCGCCUCACUAACACACAUACACCCCUGACGAGGCGGGCCCCUUAAAGCGGGACCCCGGAAAAAAAUUUGGAUUUUAAGGUGUAAAAUAGUGCUAUUUGAGCAGUUUUCGGCACUUAACUUUAAAUAUUGUAAUGGUAAAAAUAUUAAUUUUUUAGUAAAAAAAUUGUUUGAGUGGUGAAGUAAAAAAUUAAUUAAAGAUAUUUUAAUAAAUCCAAGUGCCUUGUCCACGUCCUCUCAAAAUCAUACAUCAUGCUCGAAGCUUGACAAUAAAAAAAAAAGGAAUAAAAAUGGUUGGGUUUCGGCAGAACUGGCCUAUUCCUGGAAACAAUUAGCUUUAGCUUGAAGAGUUACCCAGUCACCACCUGCUUAUAAUUACCGCGCUGGUUAAAUACAAUAGGUGUAAGAUAUUUGAAAACUUGGGACCCGUCACGGCAUCACAACCUUAUAGCUUCUGCUCGCGACAGGGGUAGGGGAAGGGAAGGAGAAUCGGUAGGGCUCGCUUACUCUUCCCCUCCAGUGCAGUGGCCGGUGAUAGCAGUAAGACACCCAGGCUCUUAGCUAACCUGCUUUCAGAAGAUAAGAAAACAAAUGGGUGUUAAGGGGGGGGGGGGGGGGUUAGAACCCCUAAAACACCCCCCUGGCUACGCCCCUGAUGUUGACUGAUACAUGGACUUUAACAAUAUAACAAUUUGUAAUAAACAUGUAUAAUUACUGGAAACUGUUCCAAUGUCAUAAUGUAAAAAUUAGUUACUAAUAACUCUAUGCUAAAUAACUUAAAUUCAUUGAAUUUAAUAUAUUAAAAGAUUACAUUAUUCUAAUAUGAGUUGUUUUUUAUAAUAUGUGCCAAUAAUUUAAUGAUUUUUUGUAGCAUUUCAGUGUAAUAUGAUGUCUUGGCAUUCUUUUCAGUGUUAUUUCGGCUUUAUCGCAAUUCACCAUAUAAUCUUGUCCCUAGGCAUUCCCAUUUGAUGUCACUGCCCGUAAGGUGUGUUAUCUAUGGAACCUUGCUGUAGCAGGUACACUUAAGGCUUGGUCUCUCACACGAUGUUGAUUUUUUUUUUCCUUAAGAGAUAUGUCUUAAAUGAUCUCCCUGCAUUAUUCAGACACAAAUAUUUUCGACAGUUAUUCACUUAGUGUAAUAUUGUGGGUGUAAAUUGCUAUGGAAGUGAUGAAAAAGACUUUCACAUCUUUUUAUGCCCAUAAUAUUACACUAAGUGAAUAUUUGUAGCAAAACAAAUAUAAGGGAGGUAUCAAGGUAAAAUUUUAGAAAUAGCCCUCAAAUAUAAAUCAUGUCAUGACAAAAAAUUAAAAAAAAUUAAAAAUGGCAUGUUAGACCAAGCGCUGAGUCAUGAAAAAGUAAGGAAACUGGUGAAUUGGGUCUGUAAAAUUCGCAGAAUGCAAUUUUAAUUUCUAGCUACAUUUUGCUAUUUGACAUUUUUUUUGUGACUCCUCAAUUCAGUUUUAUAGUUGCACAUAAAAUAUAAAAACGUAAUUGAAGACUGUUCACUUAUAACAUUUAUACUUUUUGUCUGAAAAGGUAUUUAACUACCUAACUUAAAAUCGGAAAGUAUGAGCAAAUUGAUCUUUUUUGCAUAGGUUUAAUUUGGCUUACUAUUUAGUAUAUAAAUAUCACCAAGUGAUGUAAAAGAAAAGAGUUAUAAGAAAAUUUACUAACCGGUCCUUAAAAAGGUCUUGAAAUUGGUUCACCAGGUAUUUGUAUAGAAAGUGAUGUUUAAGGUCUUCUUAAAUUCCAUGUUGGUUUGGAUUUUUCACAUUUAGGGAUAAGAAUCAGUGAAGUGAACAUUACAUCACAAUAUUGUUCACAUCAUAUUUGUGUGAAAAGUUUGAAUAUAAUUAUGUCAAAAAGUUAAGUUUUUUGUUUUUCUGCAUGUACCUUGUUUCACUCUACCUCUAAAAUAUGAAUUAGUUCUAACACAUGAAAUUCUGGAUAUUCACUGGUGAACUAUUUGAUGUGGAAUGUUUAUAAUUAUUAUUAUUUUGAGAAGUUAUGUAAGAAAUAAUCUAUAAGUGCUUAAGAGACAUAAAAAAGAGAUGCUUUGUGGUUUUAACGUUUGUUUUUCAUUUUACCAGAUUACGUAUUGUAAAACGUAUUGUAAAAGUGCUUAUUUUAUUUCUAAUUUCAUUUCUUGAAAUUUGAAUUUAUUUUCAAUGUGAUAGUUGAGUUAAUACUUGAGAGAUCUUACAUGAUGCUUCAGAUUAAAGUUGCUUGGCUUCUGGGUUGUAGCUGCGUCCAAGGCGAAUGUAUCACCGACAUUUCGGUCGACAUUGUAGUCGCCAUCAUAAGGGUAGAGUUACGUACUGAGGUUAUUACAAGUUCUUCUGCCUGUCUUUUGUUAGAUGCAGAGCUAGGUUUUGAGGUUUUCUGAAGAGUGGAUCCCAUAUUCUGCUUAAUUUGUGGCCAUUUUCUCUAUAUUUGCUGGGUGUUUUAAUAUUUACACUGAUUCUCGAAUGUAUCUUUUCUUAUUUUGUUGGAUGUUGGAUAUGGUGUGGCAUUGAUCGAAAUCAAUGCUGUGUCUGGUUUUCAAGGAGUGUUCUGCUUUAGCUGAUUGUGGGUUUUCAUGUUUAUAGUCGCUGAUAUGUUCUUUAACCCUUGUGAUUAUUCGUCUGCCAGUUAGUCCUAUAUAUACCUUGCCACAAGAAUAUGGAAUCUUUCACAAACCAGCUAGGUUUUAGGCUGGAAAUUUGUCUUUCACAGAUGUUAGAGACGCCUCAAUCUUGUUUAUAGGUUUGAGAAUUGUAUGAAUUUUUUUUUAAUCCUAAGAAUUCUUUCCACUUUGUCUGAAAUUCAUUUGAUGUAAGGAAUGAAAGCUUUAUUAGGAAGAUAAUCUUUCUUUUGCUGAUGAGUUGGCUUCCUGGCCUUCUAGUCCAUUGAAAUGUUACAUUUUUUAGGCCUUACCUUGCAUUUUUUAGAGGACGCAAUUUUAUUUUUUUGAUGUGUAGGGGGGGUCAGUGUAAAGCUAAAACCAAGUUUGUGGGGUCGCCACCCUUGUCCCACGGCCGCCAUCUUGAAAAUAGGGGUUGAAAUGGUUUUUACGAUAUAUCUCUUAAACUAUUUAUUUGAUAAAAAAAAUUUGUUAACAUUUUUUGUUGCAAAUUAAAUUCUCUACAACUUUGGUCCAGUAGCUUUUUGUCGUAGAACUAUAAAUAAAAAAGUUAUAAGCGAAAAUAUUCAGAAAUUCGAGAAAAAAAAUUUAUAUUUUUUGAUAUAACUUUUUUUUUAUCAUUUAACAAAAAAAUGAUAUCUGACCAUUUUUGUAGAUCGUUUUUUGAGGAACAACUUUUAUUCGCAGCAUUUUUUCAUUAAGUCAAUAGCUAAGGUUUUACAGCGCUCCGAAGUGAGUACUAUUUUUCAGUACUCUGAACUAUACCUAAAUUAUACGUGUGUACUAAUAAUAUGUCAUCAGUUAUUGUUUUUUUUAUUUUGUUAUUAUAACUUUUUUAAUUACAAAUUUUGCAAUAUUAUUAAUCAUUAAUUAUUGACUUUUUUUCACUUCAUAACAGGAUUUAACAAUUAUUGAUUUUUUAAUAAUAAUUUUAAAUCUGAUGGCCGUUACCGAGAAUACUGAUCAGAUGCUGAACCGCAGCCUGGUCCAUCGGAACGACUGAGGACGGAGUAGUUCUAAUUUAGAAAAUCACAGUGGGUUAUGCCUAUUGGGGAUACCACGUAAAAAAAAACGCGCCUCUAGACUCUACCUCGUGGGUGGUGGGGAAAAGAGUCAAUAAUUAAUUAUUAAUAAUAUUGCACAAUUUGUAAUUAAAAAAGUUAUAAUAACAAAAUAAAAAUAAACAAUAACUGAUGACAUAUUAUUAGUACACACGUAUAAUAUAGGUAUAUUUAAGAGUACUGAAAAAUAGUACUCACUUCGGAGCGCUGUAAAACCUUAGCUAUUGACUUAAUGAAAAAAUGCUGCGAAUAAAAGUUGUUCCUCAAAAAACGAUCUACAAAAAUGGUCAGAUAUCAUUUUUUCGUAAAAUGAUAAAAAAAAAAAGUUAUAUCAAAAAAUAUAAAUUUUUUUCUUGAAUUUCUGGAGAUUUUCGCUUAUAACUUUUUUAAUUAUAGUUCUACGACAAAACGUUACUGGACCAAAGUUGUAGAGAAUUUAAUUAGCAACAAAAAAUGUUUAACACAUUUUUUUUAUCAAAUAAAUAGUUUAAGAGAUAUAUCGUAAAAACCAUUUAAACCCCUAUUUUCAAGAUGGCGGCCGUGGGACAAGGGUGGCGACCCCACAAACUUGGUUUUAGCUUUACACUGACCCCCCCUACACAUCAAAAAAAUAAAAUUGCGUCCUCUAAAAAACGCAACCCCAAAUGUAACUUUUCAAUGGACUAUUCCUAAUUUAUGAUUUUUUUUUUUUUUUAAUAAUAAUUUGCUUGGAGAGCACUUGUUAGAUGUUUCAUUUCUCCUUGGACGCAACUACAAUCCAGAAGCCAAGCUACUUCGGACAAUAGCCGAAAAAGCCUGCAGUUUUUAUUAAUGCUUGCCGUCCGCCGUAGCGUAGUCGGAUGCACACCGGCUUACAGUGCGAGGGGUCCUGGGUUCGAGUCCCGGGUAAGGCAUGGGUGUAAUAUAUACAUUCUCAUCUUUGAUAACGACUGGAAAUUGAGAUUCAACGCUGUGUUUAAUGACCCUUUGGCUAUGGGCGAAAGCUGUAGGCCACAUAACUAUAUAAAAAAAAAAUUAUUAAUGCUUGAGAUUGACUGUGUUUAUGCAGAGUUAACUGGCUGAAGUGUCCUGUGACAGUAAGAAGUACAUUAAAGAAGCAUGAGCUUGUUCUCACUAUGUGAAACAAAGUGAUUGAGGAUAAUAGGAAACUAGACCAGUAUUUGACCACAGUGAACUGCGGUUAUACCUCUAUGAUAUGUUCAUUCAACAUCAUAUUUACAUGAGAAUAAUAGUUAUUUUUGGUGUAUUUAAACACAUAGGCUAUCCAUGGACUAUCGCUAUCCAUGGACUAUCACUACUUCUUGGAAAGUAAAUUGAAACACAACCAAAUGCAAUGUGUGUGGUUUUCUGAAUUUUAAACAUGUCUCAAAAGGUUAAUGACCAAAUUUUUCUUAAUGCUUUUAAACUAAUCUUUCUUAUCAUCAAGUGUGACUACAAGUGCAUUGAAAUGAGUAUUCCAAAAGAUAUUGUUAAUGAAAUUCAUGAGGAUUUUGUGUGAUCAUGGAUAUUUUAACAUAAUGCUCUGACAUGUGAACUGUUUCUCCAUCUUUGUAGAAAUGAGAACUCAUUUCAGUAAAUAAGUACUUGCAUCUGAAAGGGAAAAAAAGUUGGCUUCAAAACAUUCAGAAAAAACUGGUCAAAAGCCUUUUCGGAACUUGUUUUCAAGUGCAGAAAAUCGUACAUCUCUGUUGCAUUUGUUUUCAUUUUUUCAAAUUGUAGUGAUAAUGUAUAGACAUCCUGAAUUUUGAAUAAUUUGAAAAUUCUGGAGUUGCAAAGAAUGAUCUAGGUUUCUAUGAUCAUCAUGCAUUAAAACAAAAGUUUUCAUUUUGUUUUUCCAAGCCAGAUGUUCACAUAAUGAAGGAUCCUGACAAAAUGACAUUACUCGAAGGAGUGAUGAAGGCACAACUUGAGAAUAUUAACAAUAAACAGAGCAGGGUGGUAUACAUUGGAUCUAGUGUAACUUUAAAAUUAAACAAACAUUAAGGUGCAGUUCACAUUGAAAACUGUGUAGUGUGAUGCCGUUACAACUUGCUUCUCUUGCCUUUAAGUCGCAGGUCCUAACAUCAUCACUUGUUAAUGGGAUACACUCAAAAAAAUACAGUACUAAGAUACCAAGAGAGGUUUAUUAAAAAAAAUUGUUAAAUGAGUAGAUGUAAACUAUUAUGUUGCAGCAGCAACUUUUGUCACGUAUAUUGGCCAAAAAUUUUGGGAAUGUAUCGGCAGAAGUGCACACACUACUACUAAAUACUUGCGAAAUUGGCCUCUUCUGAUGCAAUUUGACAUGACUCUUCAUAAUCACAAUAUGUUCAGGCAGACAAUUAUAAGCAAUGUAUAAUACAUAAAAUUACAUUACAAUUAACAUUCACAGUAGGUUCAAACUUUGUCCAUACAGUUGACAAAUAUUUAGGGUAGACUUUAUAUCUGAAAAUGAUCCUAGUAAUGUUGACAAACUUUGUUUACAGUAAUAUGGGCAGAUUGUUAGCAACUUUUUGCACUAUCUGGUGGAAAAAUGAGAGAAUUUGUAUUUGAGUAACUCAAUUCAACAGAGAAAAUAAAUUUUAGAGCAAACUCAUGAUUCAUACAACAUGCAGGGAUCCUGUGGAAAAACAAAGAGAACUCAAGGAAUUGAAGGUGUCUCUUAAAAAACCUGGAAAACAUGGGGAGAUUUUACAAUAUCUUUGUCACAAUACAGUAUGAGUAAUCUAUAUACUUUGCAGUAUAUUAAGGUCUUUAAAAAGGCAUUUAUUUUAAUCACAUAUUUGUAUUCUGUAAAUAAUCUGUAUCUGAUUUUUACUAACAUGAGAUACAAAAAAAAAUUUGUAUUAAAUUGAAGUACAGUCUAGUACUCAGUCUGACAAUGUCAAUAAUUUGUUGUUUAGAAGUUUGAUCAAAGAAAUAUGUUAAGUUUUUUUUUCUCCAGACUCUGUUUACUUAGUGCAGUAAUGUGCAGAAAAAUAUUUUUUAAUUGAUUCUGCAUGUAGUGUAUAUUUGUUGAAAUUUUGUUUAGUGUGCCUAAUGCAUCUGUUAUCUUGCCUGGUAGCCUGUUCAUACAGAAAAAAGGCGUUCACUUGGUCAAGGGAAAAUAUAGAUAUUGUUUGAAGUAAGAGUGUAGGUACUCUGACAUGACUGCAGCAAUGAACAGUAUUAGGUAAUGCUAAUAGUAGUAGUUUACAUAAUAUAAAAUGAGUAAUAAUGCAUUAUUGCAAAAUUUUAUAAUGUUAUUUAAUCUCAAAAUGUAACCAAGUACAAAUUAUAUGUAACAGGAUAAAGAACAGGUAUAAACAUAUUGUGAAUGCUAUGACAAGUAUAAUGCCUACAAAGAUUUGUACAUUAAGAUACCAAUAAAAAAAAUUCUAAAAAAUGGACAAUUUGCAUAUACCAGAUGAAAGUAAAUUGGACAGCAUUAAGCAGAAAGGAACCAACCCUCAAAAUUGAAAUUUUUAGGUUAAAACAUUCCUUGGAUGCAGAACAUCACAUUACACAUUUUAUUAAAAAGAACCAACCCAUAAGUGGCUUGAUAAAAUUUUUAUUCUACCUUGAAUAUUAUACUGAAAUGUAUCUGCUCUUACAACAUUCAGCUGAAUGGAACCAUGUUUGGUUCUGUUUAACUUAAUGCAAAAAAUUUCUUUAUAUGUUGCAGCAAAAAGAAUCAGGAUUAGUUGGUUCUUUUUUGUUGAAUAAAUGUUGGUACUACCUGUGUUCAGAUGUUUGCACCAAGUGAAGUUUGUUCCUUUGUGUGAAUAGUGUUUAUACUUAGUUAUUGUUACAGUAUUAUUUUAUGCACCAAUAUAUUAUUAUAAUUACUUCAGUGUGCUACAUUAAUGAUGUCAAGAGGAAAAAUAAUGACAGAAUUGGCCAAGAAUUUAAUUGAAGGUAAGGUUCUAAAAAGUUAUACCAUUUACAUCUAUAUCGACAUUAUAACUUUCUAGAAAAUGCUCAUAUUAUGUUAAGGUACUGUUUGUUGUAGUAUAAAACAGCUGUAAUUGUUUUAUGCAUGACAUAUUAAAAUAAUUUAAUAAAAAAUUAAACAUUUAAAUGCUAACAAUAUUGCAGUAAGUAUAGAGGUAAUAUUAGUCAUUAGAAUAAGUUAAAACAUAAUGGGAAUUAAUUUAAUCCUAAUGGCUGUACCAUUUUUGACAUGUUAAAUUGUUCAAAAGAAAUAUAAAUGUUUUUUUUUUUGCAUUGUUAGGUAACAAUAUUAUAAAUACUGCCUGUUCAUUGUUUCUUUUUCAGCAGAAAAAUUGGAUGUUCCAGAGAAAAUUCUUCCUGCUGUGUUAAAACCAUCUGAUAUUUACAGACGAAACCAAGGUCUUUUAAAUGAUAGAACUGAAAAACCAGCUGAUUUUGAAAUCACAGCAGACCUACUGCCUAAUAUUGACAUAACACCAAAACCACCAGACCUGGUAGCAACUCCAGCCUCAGACAUGCCUCAAGGAACAGAAACAGAUGCUGUAGACAUUUGCCCAACACCAUUAUUAAAUUCUGUUAGUGAAGGUAAGAAUACAAUAUUUUGGUUUAUUUACACACACACUACAAUCAACCUUGAAAAUUUCCUUACAUUUGUUUCAUGUUAACAUUUUCCAUAAAUGUUUCAGAUAAACAGAAUAACGAAUGGCUAGCCGCAUCUUGGAGUGACCAUCUUCCAGAUGUUCUACAAAGGGAUCACCUUUCAUCAAUAUUGGGAAAUGAAGACCAACCCUCUGCAGUGGAAAUGAUGUUACCAGUAUCAGAACUUCAAAGACAUACAAUAGAUUUUUCCACAGAGAUUCUACCUGAAAUACCUGAUGUUCCUAUUGUGCUGUACCAAGAACCCAUCUCAAUAUGCGAAACCCCGUGCAACAAUGAUUCAUUUGACUAUUCUGUAUUAGCAAACACCUCAGAUAGGCCUAACAUUUCAGAAAUAGAAUAUGAUAAAGCAUCAUAUAUUGGCAACAGAGAAAACACCAAUAGUAAUCUUUCUCCUGAAUGUCCCGAUGACCCUGACUGGCCGAUCGUCCAUGAAGAAACGGUUGAUAAUAAUGAACUGACCAACCAAAACAACACAGACGUGAUAGAUGGUGAUACGGAUGGAAAUGUAUCACAGAAGAAAAGAAGUGGAAGAAAAAGAAAAAAUGAAAAUCAAACCAAAAAAAUAGCCAAACAAAAGAGAAACAGCAAUGAAGAUUUUUAUAACUACAAGGGACAACUUGUACAAAGAAAACUUUUCAGAGAUUUUGAAUGUAAAUGUAUCCGGAAAUGUCACAGCCUUGUAAGUACAGCCACCAGGAAUGAAGAGUUCAACAAGUUUUGGAAACUGGGAGAUUAUAAUUCACAAAACAUGUACAUUGGCGCUUGUGUAAAAGAAGUUGGGAAGAAACGUCAAUAUACAAGCAGUACAUCCAAAAGAAAUUUCUCAAGAGUGUAUACUAUCAGAACUAUACCUGUGUGCCGAGAAACAUUCACAGAAACAUUUCAAAUCUCCAGCAAAAGGGUGAACACUGCAUUAUGCAAACUAAGAUCAGAUGACUUGCUGGACAAGCGAGGAAAAAAACAAGGUGGUUUAAACAAAGUCAGUGAUAAAAAAAUGGAAGAGGUUAUGGCUCAGAUAAACAAAAUACCUCGAUACAAAUCCCAUUAUAGAAGAGUGAAUACUGAUGCUGAGUUUCUUCCACCAGAGAUGACAUUACAAAAAAUGUACGAUCUUUACUUGCAAGAAAAAACUGAGCAAUGGGUGAAUGAGGGAGGAGAUGAAGAGAAAGUUAUAGAAUGGAAUGAAGCUAAUGAAUAUAAGAAAAAAGAAAUUAUUAAAGAAAUAGAUGCAGUCAGCUUCUCCACAUAUAGAAGAAUAUUCUUAACGAAGUUUGACUUGAAAUUUAAGAGUUUGAAAAAAGAUACUUGCAAGACAUGUGAUGCAUUUGCUGCCAGAUCAAGCACUGUAACUGGGAAGGAGAAAAAAGAAAUUGAAGAUGCUCACAACAACCACAAAGAUAUUUGGAUGAAUGCACGCCUUCAGUUAAGAAAGGACACAGAAGAAGCACAACAAGACAUUUCUUCUGAAUGCUUAACAUUUGACUUAGAGAAAACUUUACCACUUCCAAGAAUACCAGCAAAUAUUAUAUUCUAUAAAAGACAGUUAUGGGUUUAUAAUGCUGGUGUUCAUUCGUGUAAGACAGGAACUGGAUACUGCUAUGUGUGGGUUGAAAACCAAGCUGGAAGGGGAGCACAAGAAAUAGGAUCUUGUCUCAUAAAACAUAUACAGAAUCAUGUUGGAAACAAUAUAAAACAUCUAGUUUUAUGGAGCGAUUCUGCUGGCGGACAAAACCGAAACAUAAAGAUUGUAUUAAUGUUGAAAGCCUGUUUGGAGGACCAUCCCUCAUUACAAAGUGUUACUCUGAAGUUUUUACUUUCUGGCCACAGUUUUUUGCCUAAUGAUGCAGACUUCAGUGACAUUGAAUGUGCUCUGAAGCACGUCCAAAGAUUGUAUCUGCCUGCUGAAUAUAUAGAAGUCAUGAAGAAGUGUAGAAGGAAGAAACCUUUCAUUGUUAACAAAAUGCAGUCUCGUGAUUUCUUUGGUACAGAAAAAUUGGAAACAAUGGUUGUCAAUCGCAAAGUUACCCAAGAGAAAGAGAAAAUUAACUGGCUAAACAUCAGAGAAAUAAAAAUAAUGAAGGAAGAGCCUCUAAAAAUAUUUACUCGAACUGAUUUCCAGUCUUCGUAUUCUGUAGUUGAUCUCGAGAAGAAACCAACGAAAGGAAGACAAGUUCAACAGUUUAGUUACAGGAGUUGUCUUGUACCUAUGUGGGUUGGUGGUAAAGAUAUUGCUGCUCCAAAGCUUAAGGACUUAAAAUCAAUAAUGUCUCUAAUCCCAAAUGAUGCCAAAGAGUUUUAUCGUUCAUUAACUGGAAGUAGGUCUGUGGAAGACGAUAUAGAUGGUUUCUGCGCACCUUUGGAUUUCGAAACAGAAUAAAAUGUGUGAUUAAAAACUAAAUAAAACCGUGAUUACGGAACUGCAUUAUGUGCGAUUUUGUAAAAAUUUGAAUUAAAAAACACAAGAAACUAAUUGA